Populus euphratica (Euphrates poplar) is the source of this 4283-nucleotide messenger RNA. Its product is annotated as phospholipid-transporting ATPase 1-like. The transcript is spliced from 7 exons. Gene Ontology annotation, cellular component: plasma membrane. The coding region runs from base 585 to 4049 and encodes 1154 amino acids. Lineage: Eukaryota; Viridiplantae; Streptophyta; Magnoliopsida; Malpighiales; Salicaceae. The record is from RefSeq and is a predicted model, not a curated record. Gene Ontology annotation, molecular function: ATP binding; ATP hydrolysis activity; ATPase-coupled intramembrane lipid carrier activity. Gene Ontology annotation, biological process: phospholipid translocation.
GGUCUCGCCUUUGCAAAACCCCCCCCUCCUGUCUUUAUUUCACCAUCACCAACCAAGCUGCUUUAACAUAAGAGCAAGCUUUCUCCUUCUCGCUUUCCCUUUCAUUCCCUUCUUUCACCGAAAAACAUCAUUUGCGGAAACAGAACUCUGUAGAUUUCAAGAUUUUGGAAGUGGGUCUUGAAAAUCUUCUCUGUUUUUUCGAGACGGAGGCCCUGCGGUGGCUCCAAAGUUGACAGUGAUACAUCAUCCAUAAAUCUGUAAGUGGGGUUUGUUUUUUCUUGUGUUGAGAAACUGAGAGGAUUAUACUCAAGAAUGAAAAAUGUGGUUUGUUUCUUAAUGAAAUUUUGAAACUUUGACAUCCCUCCAAGAUGCACUCAUUUUAGUGGGUGUGAUACGGAUGUCGGUUCAAUAGUUUUUGUCUUUUUAAGUGACACUUCUUAAUCUCUACAUCAUGGCCUAAAAGAUGUCUUUACUGAUUCAAUCACCAAAACCAUUAAAUACCCAAUAUUUUCUGUGGUAUAUCUGUUCUGACCCUGGAAUAAUCUUCAAGAGUCAAUCUUAAAGCCCCCAGAUCCAUUUCCUUGAUGGAUUCUCAGAACCCAUUUGAGGAGGAGAUCUCAAUGAAUCAAAGGAAGGGAGGGAAUUCAGUUAGGGAAGUGAGGCAUGCAUCAAGAGGGGGUGAUAUAGAGUUGUUGGGUUUGUCGCAGAAAGAGAUUGGUGAUGAUGAUGCUAGAUUGGUUUACUUGAACGAUCCUGUAAAGAGUAAUGAGAGAUACGAGUUUGCUGGUAAUUCGAUUCGAACUAGUAAAUAUUCAGUGUUUUCAUUUCUUCCAAGGAAUUUGUUUCGACAGUUUCAUAGAGUAGCGUACAUUUAUUUUCUCAUCAUCGCUGUGCUUAAUCAGCUUCCUCAGCUGGCAGUCUUCGGCCGGGGAGCUUCCAUCAUGCCACUUGCAUUCGUGCUGUCAGUUACAGCAGUCAAGGAUGCUUACGAGGAUUGGAGGAGGCAUAGGUCAGAUAGAGUUGAGAAUAAUAGAUUAGCUUGGGUUUUAGUUGAUGAUGAGUUUCGACAAAAGAAAUGGAAGGAUAUUCAGGUUGGUGAGAUACUCAAGAUUCAGGCUAAUGAAACCUUUCCUUGUGAUAUUGUACUUCUCUCAACUAGUGAGCCAACUGGGGUUGCAUUUGUGCAGACUGUAAAUCUGGAUGGAGAAUCGAAUUUGAAGACUCGGUAUGCAAAGCAAGAGACCAUUUCAAAGAUUCCUGGAGAGGAAAUGAUUAAUGGGUUGAUUAAGUGCGAGAGGCCUAAUAGAAACAUAUAUGGAUUUCAGGCAAACAUGGAAGUUGACGGGAAAAGACUGUCACUUGGGCCCUCAAACAUUCUUCUUCGUGGCUGUGAGCUCAAGAAUACUGCUUGGGCAAUUGGAGCUGCUGUUUAUUGUGGCCGUGAAACCAAGGCCAUGCUUAACAGCUCAGGAGCUCCAUCAAAAAGGAGCCAGCUUGAGACACAUAUGAACUUUGAGACCAUCAUACUCUCUCUGUUCCUUGUAUUUUUGUGCAGUGUUGUUUCUAUAUGCGCUGCUGUGUGGUUAAGGCGCCGUAAAGAUGAGUUAGAUAUCUUGCCUUUUUAUAGGAGAAAGGACUUUGCACACGGGGCUCCACAGAAUUUUAAUUAUUAUGGAUGGGGUUUGGAGAUAUUUUUUACAUUCCUCAUGUCAGUUAUUGUAUUCCAAAUCAUGAUCCCUAUUUCUUUGUACAUUUCCAUGGAGCUUGUCCGGGUUGGUCAGGCUUAUUUUAUGAUUCGAGAUAUGCUACUGUAUGACGAGGGGUCAAAUUCAAGAUUUCAGUGCCGGUCUUUAAAUAUUAAUGAGGAUUUAGGGCAAAUAAAGUAUGUUUUCUCUGACAAAACUGGCACUCUUACUGAGAACAAGAUGGAAUUUCAACGUGCAAGCAUAUGGGGAGUAGAUUACAGUGAUGGGAGAACUGUUUCACGAAAUGAUCCUGCUCAAGCAGUGGAUGGGAAGAUUUUGCAGCCAAAGAUGGAGGUGAAGGUUGACCCUCAGCUUCUAGAGUUAUCAAGAAGUGGAAAGGAUACGAAGGGAGCCAAACAUGUUCAUGAUUUCCUCCUUGCAUUGGCAGCAUGCAACACUAUUGUGCCUCUUGUUGUUGAUGACACUUCUGAUUCUACAGUAAAGUUGUUGGAUUACCAAGGGGAGUCUCCGGAUGAGCAAGCACUUGCAUAUGCUGCUGCUGCAUAUGGUUUUAUGCUUACAGAACGAACUUCUGGUCAUAUAGUUAUUAAUAUUCAAGGAGAAAGACAGAGGUUCAAUGUUUUGGGUUUGCAUGAGUUUGAUAGUGACCGGAAGAGGAUGUCGGUCAUAUUGGGAUGCCCUGACAAGACUGUGAAAGUCUUUGUGAAAGGUGCUGACACAUCCAUGUUUAGUGUGAUAGAUAGAUCUCUGAACACAAACAUUAUACAUGCAACUGAAGCCCAUCUUCAGACUUACUCCUCAAUGGGAUUGAGAACACUUGUUUUUGGGAUCCGUGAAUUGAAUAAUUCAGAGUUUGAGCAGUGGCACUUAGCCUUUGAGGCAGCUAGCACAGCUAUAAUUGGCAGGGCAGCUUUGCUUCGCAAGGUUGCUAACAAUGUCGAAAACAGUCUGACCAUUCUCGGUGCUUCUGCAAUUGAAGAUAAACUGCAACAAGGGGUGCCAGAAGCCAUAGAAUCUUUGAGGACAGCAGGGAUCAAAGCAUGGGUUUUAACUGGGGACAAGCAAGAAACUGCUAUAUCAAUUGGCUACUCCUCAAAGCUCCUGACAAGCAAAAUGACCUCAAUUAUAAUCAAUAGCAACUCUAAGCAGUCUUCAAGGAAGAGUUUAGAAGAUGCCUUGGUUACAUCUAAGAAGCUCACAAUCACAUCUGGGAUAACACACAAUACUGGGGCAAGUGAUGCAGCUGCUGUGAAUCCAGUGGCGUUGAUUAUUGAUGGCACCAGCCUUGUCCAUAUACUUGACAGUGAACUCGAAGAACUGCUCUUUGAAUUAGCCAGUAAAUGUUCUGUGGUUCUGUGUUGCCGAGUGGCUCCAUUGCAAAAAGCUGGAAUUGUUGCCCUUGUGAAGAACAGGACUCGUGACAUGACACUUGCCAUUGGAGAUGGUGCAAAUGAUGUCUCAAUGAUCCAAAUGGCCGAUGUUGGAGUUGGCAUUAGUGGGCGAGAGGGUCAGCAAGCGGUUAUGGCAUCAGAUUUUGCAAUGGGGCAGUUCAGAUUCUUAGUUCCACUUUUAUUGGUCCAUGGACAUUGGAAUUACCAGCGGAUGGGAUAUAUGAUACUAUAUAAUUUUUACAGGAAUGCAGUGUUUGUUCUUGUUUUGUUUUGGUAUGUAAUCUUUACUUCUUUCACUUUGACGACUGCAAUCACUGAGUGGAGCAGCAUGUUGUAUUCUAUUAUCUACACAGCAUUGCCUACCAUUGUAGUUGGUAUUCUUGACAAGGAUCUAAGUAGAAGGACUCUCCUAAAGUAUCCCCAGCUUUAUGGAGCAGGGCACAGACAAGAGGCCUACAACACUAAGUUGUUUUGGCUGACAAUGAUCGACACCUUGUGGCAAAGUGUGGCUGUCUUUUCCAUCCCUCUCUUUGCAUAUUGGGCCAGCAGCAUUGACGGAUCAAGUAUAGGAGAUCUGUGGACACUUGCAGUGGUCAUUUUGGUUAAUUUGCACUUGGCCAUGGACAUCUUCCGGUGGAGUUGGAUUACUCAUGCAGUUAUAUGGGGAUCUAUCAUUGCAACUUUCAUUUGUGUCACUGUCAUUGAUGCUGUGCCUAUUUUCACUGGUUACUGGGCCAUCUUCCAUGUCGCAAAGACAGAAUUGUUUUGGCUGUGCUUACUCGCCAUAGUUUUAGCAGCUCUGAUUCCUCGAUACGUUGUAAAAUUUCUGUAUCAAUACUAUAGUCCUUGUGAUAUUCAGAUAGCAAGAGAAGCUGAGAAGUUUGGGAGUCCCAGGGAGUCGCGGAAUACAAAAAUAGAAACAAAUCCGAUAUUGGGAUCUACACAUAGAUGACAGAAUCAUCUCCCUUGUCUUGUAUAAAAAUAUGAUUUUCUUAAAUUUCUUCUAGUGUAAUCGGUUCCUGGAUUUUCAAACAUACUGUUUGCUAUCCAAAGGAUAGAUGUUGUAAUAGUUUAGCUUUGUGUUGUGUCAAAUGUUGUAUCGCAUGAAAUUUAUUGUGUAAUUAGCUUUGUUUACAACAGAAAGAGAGUUCAAUGUACACGAAUUCUACCACAAAAGGAUUUCAUA